Aspergillus terreus NIH2624 is the source of this 570-nucleotide messenger RNA. RefSeq lists its product as uncharacterized. Gene Ontology annotation, molecular function: (3R)-hydroxyacyl-[acyl-carrier-protein] dehydratase activity. NCBI's taxonomy places the organism in Eukaryota, Fungi, Ascomycota, Eurotiomycetes, Eurotiales, Aspergillaceae. The record is from RefSeq and is a predicted model, not a curated record. Gene Ontology annotation, cellular component: mitochondrion. The transcript has 2 exons. Bases 1 to 570 code for a protein of 189 amino acids.
AUGGGUGCUGUUCAGGAAGAUGAGGGAGAGAGCAGCAUUCUCGACCGUAUCUGGAGGGCGGACGAGUCAGACUUCGGACACUCGGCGAUUAUCGAGAACAGAGACCUGGUCUUCAUGCGGGAAAAGACCCUGGACCAACUGGACCAGGAUAGGGCGAAUUUCAAAAAGGAUCAGAGGGCAAUCAAGCCACCCGCCGAUCCAGACUUCCGCCAUACCCUUACCCCCAGCAGGGCGAUGUUAUUCCGGUUCUCGGCGCUCACAUUCAAUGCUCACUUGAUCCACCUCGAUCCAGGCUACACGCAGAACGUGGAAGGCUAUCGAAACCUUCUCGUGCAUGGGCCGUUGACUCUGACCCUGUUACUUACCGCUCUGCAGACUCAUCUGCUCAAAUCCAACCGAGGAGUGAGAGACAUACAAUACAGGAAUCUCUCGCCUCUCUAUGUGGACGAACGUCUGACGAUUUGCGGCAAGCAGAAAUCUGGCAGGGAUGGACCGGUAUGGGACGUAUGGAUCGAAGGCAGUAAUGGGGGCCUGGCAGUACGGGGCACUGCUGAGGCGCAUGCUUUAUAG